This is a messenger RNA of Hypomesus transpacificus, 1060 nucleotides long. It is a transcript of the gene prkab1b, whose product is annotated as protein kinase, AMP-activated, beta 1 non-catalytic subunit, b. Gene Ontology annotation, biological process: signal transduction. Gene Ontology annotation, molecular function: protein kinase binding. Bases 123 to 932 code for a protein of 269 amino acids. The transcript is spliced from 8 exons. Gene Ontology annotation, cellular component: cytoplasm; nucleotide-activated protein kinase complex; nucleus. The record is from RefSeq and is a predicted model, not a curated record. NCBI's taxonomy places the organism in Eukaryota, Metazoa, Chordata, Actinopteri, Osmeriformes, Osmeridae.
AAGAUUGAAAUCGACCUUUCUGCCCAUCGAAUGUCGAGGCGGAAGAGGUGUGCUCUUGCAGGGAAGCAAGGUUUUAGGGAAAUGGCCAGAGGUGAAACUGCAGUGUGACAAGCUGUGCUAGUAUGGGAAACAGCAGCAGUGAAAGGGCCAGUGGGGGUCAGGGUGACAGGCCAUAUCCGCGAGAUGGACAAGGUGCCAAGGAUGCAACGGGCGCGAAGAUUCUGAUGGACAGCAUUGAGGAUGGCGACAUUUUUCACAGAGACGAUGCAAAGGCUCCACAAGAGAUCCAAGAGUUUCUGGCAUGGCAAAGAGACCUGGAGAGUGACAGUAAGAACACUGCUCAGGCCAGGCCCACAGUUUUCCGCUGGACUGGGGCUGGCAAGGAGAUCUUUGUGUCGGGGUCGUUCAACAACUGGGCCACCAAGAUCCCGCUGAACAAAAGUCAGAACAACUUUGUAGCCAUUAUGGACCUUCCAGAGGGGGAGCACCAGUAUAAGUUUUGUGUCGACGGUCAGUGGACUUUAGAUCCAACAGGGGCUGUGAUCACAACCAAGACGGGCACUGUAAAUAAUGUCAUCCAAGUGAAGAGGACUGACUUUGAGGUCUUUGAUGCCCUCAUGAUAGAUUCAAAAGCAUGCGCUGACACUUCAGACCUUUCCAGUUCCCCUCCAGGGCCCUACCAUCAAGAUUCCUACGCCACCAAGACUGAGGACAAACUCUUGAACCCCCCCAUCCUGCCACCUCACCUGCUGCAAGUGCUCCUCAACAAGCACACUGGCGUGUCGUGUGACCCGGCCCUGCUGCCAGAACCAAACCAUGUGAUGCUCAACCACCUGUAUGCCCUCUCCAUUAAGGAUGGGGUAAUGGUCCUUAGUGCUACCCAUCGCUACAAAAAGAAAUAUGUCACCACUCUACUGUACAAGCCAAUAUAGUACCAACAACUACAACAGCCUCAUACCUAGUAAUGUGUUCAAUUUUACAUGUGUGUAAUUAUGCUACUCUUGUAUGAUUUUGCUUUUUAUACCAAUGAUUAAACUUUUCCUUGAAAGAACAAUCUGAA